AGGUUUCUCGCUCCGUCGUUGGCAUCGCGCAUGUAAAUCCCGACGAGCGUGUGAGAUAAUGAAUAUAGAUGGUAGAUGUUAAUCCAGAGUGAGCGGAGAUACAAAUUUUGACUUUUUUUUUUCUCGAGUACCUUCAUUCUUCGAAAUGGGUACCGUUGAGUAUGGUUUUCCGACGAUAGGCGGUUUGAUGCCGCAAAUACAAGCUCUGAUAGCACCGCCGGUGUCUGAAGAUUCUAAAGCGGCUAAAGCUAAGAAGGAAAAAGAGGAGAAGAAACAUCCGUACUUCAAGAGACGAGGUCGUGGUCACAAUCGUGAUUUCUGCGAUGCUUGCAAGGAUGGAGGAGAGCUCAUAUGCUGCGACAGAUGCCCGGCUUCUUAUCACUUACAAUGCCACUAUCCUGCAGUAGACCCAAUGGACAUUCCCAAUGGAGAAUGGUUGUGUUAUACCUGUAGUUGUGCAGCUAAGAGAGAAAUCAUGGAUAACAAAGGAAACGAUAAGAAAAAAAAGAUGUCUGCUUUGGAAAUAUUGGCACUUGCGGCCUCCUUAGUAAACCCCAGGGAAUUUGAAUUGCCUAAAGAAUUACAGUUACCUAUAAUGUUCCCCGGUAGCAAUAAGAUAGAUUAUGUGUCCGGCAGAAGAGGCAAACAGCUAAGUUCGUCAUGCAAUAAUGUUGGGAAAAGUCAUUGUUUGGACAGCAACUUGAUGGUUCCGUUGCCGGCUCGCUUGUGCUUUGAAUGUGGACGCAGUUGCAGGAAAGCCCCGUUAAUUGCGUGUGAUUACUGUCCGCUGUAUUUUCAUCAGGAUUGCCUGGAUCCACCGUUGACCACCUUUCCUAUCGGUAGAUGGAUGUGUCCCAAUCAUCCGAACCACUUCAUAGAUCAAAAUCUACUGACAUCGUGUAGAGUGACAGAACGCAUAAAACUGUGGGACAAAUACGCCAAUCAGAGGAUAGACCAGCAUGCGGUGAAACUGGAUUUCUUGCGUAAAGCGCGCGCCGCUAAUCCGUUGUUUCGCACGAAAGUAAGAUUGGAGGGUCGUCCGAGGGUAAAAGUUCCUAGCGUUAUAAAGUAUCAUUACGAGAACCCGUCGAAAUUGGAGUCGAUGCAUUUGAAUCAAAAUACUGUCAUACUGCCUGCGAGGAAUACAGCGAGCAGAGAUGAACAACACACAAAUUCCGAGCGAACGCAUAAUAGCAAGGAUAAUUAUGAAUUGGAAGAUAAGAAAACCGAAGAGAUCAGUCGAGCAAGAGUGGAAACAGUGGAAAAUGAUGUAACCGCGGAUAAAGAGAGUCAUCGGGAGAAACAGUCGGAUGCGAAUGAAUGCGCGGAUAAAGUGGGAAGUGAUACUUCUAGGGCGUACAAUCUCGAAUUUCACUCGAGACAUUACGAUUAUGAUGUUAAGGAAGGUGUACAGCUGUUAGAGAGGCCGGUGUUAGAGGCAUUAGCGCAACAAAGAUUAGAGCAAAUAAUGAAUCCCGACGGUGAAUAUUACAAAACAGUAAAUCGUCAUAGAAAUGUCAGAGCCGUAUUAUUUUCUUUAAACUCCAAACCUAGCCCGCCGGCUUUCAUGGCUCACAGAACUUUCGUUAUUGGUAACGGCCCGAACUGUGAUUUGGUUUUGUCCGAUUAUGGUAAUUGUGGUUUCACAUCUUCUAAACAUGCGAUUAUAUUUUUCGACGAGAUGACGAAACGUUACGAAUUACUCAAUUACAGCGAAUACGGGACAAUAGUGGACAAUGUAUUGUAUUGUUCCAAUUAUACACGCGUCGCAGAAAGUGAUUCGAAAGACGAGAGGGAUGACAAAGUGACGUACGUCACUAAAGAGGACGAGACGUCCGAGAUGAUAAAAACUAUCUUAUACAAAGAAGAAGCAGUUUCUCUGCAGCAGCAGACUCAUGGAGUCCACAAACUCUCAUGCAAAUGUAACAGAAGGCGCGAGAUUGCAGUUAACAAGCAUCCAGAGGAGGGGUGGGAAGGUAGCGCAAUUGUCGCGCACGGUUCGACCAUUAGUUUCGGCUGUCUCAUAUUUAUAUUUAAUACGUCAGGCACAUAUGUAGAUAGAUGAAAUUCCAUAUUGUAAAUAUUCGACAUUGUAAAAAUAGUUUUAUAUAAAUCAGUAACAAAUUAA
This is a messenger RNA of Dinoponera quadriceps, 2128 nucleotides long. RefSeq names its product PHD finger protein 12. The coding region runs from base 146 to 2065 and encodes 639 amino acids. Lineage: Eukaryota; Metazoa; Arthropoda; Insecta; Hymenoptera; Formicidae. Gene Ontology annotation, cellular component: Sin3-type complex; nucleus. The transcript has 5 exons. The record is from RefSeq and is a predicted model, not a curated record. Gene Ontology annotation, biological process: negative regulation of transcription by RNA polymerase II. Gene Ontology annotation, molecular function: transcription corepressor activity; protein binding.